Molecule: messenger RNA, 861 nt
Organism: Dovyalis caffra
Lineage: Eukaryota; Viridiplantae; Streptophyta; Magnoliopsida; Malpighiales; Salicaceae
Source: the annotation of a GenBank genome assembly
AUGGAUACCACAGCUGCACUGCCUAGUUUCCAAAAACAGAAGCUUUUGACAGGACAGAGUGCAAAUGAUAUAAUCAGCUAUUUGCCAGAUGAUGUUAUUAACUAUAUCCUUUCGUUCCUUUCAAUUAAAGAUGUCAUAAGAACUUCAAUAUCAUCAAAACGAUGGCUAUAUCAGUGGACCUCUAUUUCCAACAUAGAUAUUGAUGAAUCAUCAGAAUUCUUCAAAAGUAAUCAGAAUUUGGAGAUGCAUGAUAGUUUCUUGCAUUUGGUGAACAGAGCAUUCAUCUAUCGUGUAAGCCAUAAGGUUCAAGAGCUUGAUCUUUCUAAAAUGGCAGACCCACCCAUCAUAUUGCCUCAAAGCCUUUUUACUUCUGAAUCAUUGCGUACUCUGAAUUUAGAAACUGGUUGUGUUUUAAAGGUUCCUCAUUCCGCAUGCUUUUCAAACCUCAAGAACUUGCACCUUCUGCUUUUUACAUUUGAGGGUGAACAGUCCACACAACUACUUUUUGCUGGCUGCCCUGUCCUCCAAGAGUUGUAUUUAUACAAUUGUUCCUGGGAAAAUGUAAAGAGCAUCACCAUUUCACUUCCCAAACUCAGGAAACCGAGUCUCUAUUAUGACCCUUGUUUUUGGGAUCAACUGCUUGAUUUUGUCAAUUGGAGGACAUCUAUGCAAGAAAGAGCUGCUCUCCGUGCUGCAAAACUCAUCAAUGAAAUUUGCAGUGUCAAAUCUCUUAAACUAUCAAAUGAUACACUUGAGUGUCUUUCUCUUGCAGAAAACCUCCAAGCUCCUCUUCCAACUCUCUACCAUUUGAUUGAUUUGGAGGUGAAUUUAGGAUGUUCUGAUUACAUUAAUGAAGGUUGA